Molecule: messenger RNA, 6560 nt
Organism: Penaeus indicus
Lineage: Eukaryota; Metazoa; Arthropoda; Malacostraca; Decapoda; Penaeidae
Exons: 15
Biological process (GO): G protein-coupled receptor signaling pathway; cell surface receptor signaling pathway
Cellular component (GO): membrane
Molecular function (GO): calcium ion binding; G protein-coupled receptor activity
Source: RefSeq, a predicted model, not a curated record
CCAUUCCCAACGCGCCCCAGACUCAGCCAGUCGCUCCCCAACAGCCAGGAGAGUGGAGAGUACACGUGCCACUGUCCCUUCGGCUACUUCGGGGGAACCUGCGAGCGGCGUGACCCGUGCGCGUCGAGCCCCUGCCUACACGGAAGCGCCUGUGCCAAUGUGACCGAUACAGACUUCACCUGUAACUGUACUGAGGGUUAUACAGGAGAGACUUGUGAGGUGAACAUAGACGAGUGCAGGAGCUCACCUUGUCUCAAUGGAGGAACCUGUGAGGAUGGAGUGGCCACAUUUUCCUGUACCUGCAUGGCCGGCUACACAGGUGCCCUCUGCCAAACGGAGAUCGACGAGUGCGCGCCGAGCCCCUGCAGGCGAGGAAGCUGCGUCGACAAGAUCGCUGACUUCGAGUGCGAGUGCCCGCGGGGUUGGGGCGGGAAGACGUGCGAUGUCGACCUAGACGAGUGUGCCUCCUCUCCGUGCCUCAAUGGUGGCACCUGCAUUGAUGGUGUGGAUGCCUUCGUGUGUACCUGUGCCCCGGGGUAUGUGGGCGGAGCUUGCGAAGUCCCAGAGUCGUGCCCCGCCCACACCACGGUCCUGGACACGGGCGAGUUCCACUGGCCCGCGACCCGCCACGGACAGGCGGCCGCCCUCUCGUGCACGUACGGCCUCAGAGCGACCAUCGCCGCGCCCCCGCCGGCAGCGAGGCCCGCCACCACCGCCGAGCCGCCCCCUGCGGACGCGUCCUCGGGGGCGUCGCACGAGUCCUCGGCUCUCAUGUCCUUGGGGGAUAUGUCCCUUGAGUACGAGGAGGACCUCGACUCGAGUCCGACGCUGCAGCCGCACUCGGACGAGUUCACGACGCAGGCGGAGUGGCAGGGCGGCCGCUUCCGCAUCAGCAGGCGGACGCGCGACGUGGCGGCGCACGCGGGCAACUUCGACUUCUCGCGCGGCCCCGCCUUUCACAAGGACAACCCCGGAUCGAGACGACGUCUCGUCACGUCCCACCUGCGAGGCGCCGUCACGAGGCGCGCGGGCCGGAGGCUGCACCGGAAGAGGCAGCCGACGCAGGAGGAGGGCGCCCCGGACGACGCCAGGCCAGGACCCCAGGGAUUCCAGCCGCUCAGGGGGAGGCCGCGUAUGAGGGGCUUCCGGGCGCAGAAGCAGGCGCCGGUAGCGCAGCCCCGUAUCGGAGAGGGGGCCGGCGGCAGCCCCCCGAGGAGAGGGCGCCAGUUCGUCAGCCCCCCCGGCGACCUGCCAAGGAUCGGAGAGGCUCCUGAUCCGGCCAGGAUCGGAGACGCGUUCGCCGAACAGCCGAGGAUUGGCGCGAGGAUGGCUGAGCAGUCGAGAGGAGGUACCGAGGUCAUUGAGGAUUAUCCAAGGAUUGGGGAAAGUGCGUCUGAUCGCCCCAGGAUUGGGGAGAGCCUAUCCGAACAUCCGAGGAUUGGGGAGAGCAGAGCAGAGCAUCCAAGGAUUGGGGAGAGCCAAUCCGAGCCCCCUCGAAUCGGCGAGAGCCAGCCCGAGCCUCCGAGGAUCGGCGAGAGCGCCUCCGAGCCUCCGAGCCUGGGCGAGAGGCCGUCGCAGCGCCAGAGACUCGCCGGAGGAGCGCGCGAACUGCCCCGAAUUGGCGAGACCCUCUCUGGCCAGUCGCAGGAGAGGUUCCCCCGCCGUCAGAGUCUCGGCGAAAAGCUCCACGGCGGUUCAGAACCCGGCGCAGAGUUAGAUGUGGAACCGCAGGCCGUCAGGUCGAAGGACGGACCUCCUCCAGGGGCCAGUUCGCCAGAAAGAACCGCUGCCCUCGAACAAAGGCAAUCCCGGGCCUCCAGCGCCAGCGUCGGAUCCCCGAGAGCCAUCCCCGUGUUCGGUUCGGAAAUUAUGAAGAUCCAGAAAGCCGACACACACGACCCGACGACGCCCACGACGCCGCCGACCGUUGGCUCGGCCAAAAGCCACGUCAAAGUGGGCGCCGUUCGGGCCUGCGUGCUGCUCCCCAACGGCACCGUCGCGUGGCAGGAACCAGACACGGAGAUGUGCCGCGGGAAGGAGGCGCAGGCGGCGGAGAACGCGGCCAUGUCCAUCGCGACGCUCACGGCCUCGCCCGCCACCGUCAGCCCCGCCUUGUUCACGAGGGCGGCCAAGGAGCUCGCCAAGCUGGUCGAACACGCGCUCCACGACAGGGCGGUGGCCAAGAACAUGGUGUCUGCAAUCAGCAACAUGAUGGAGGUGAACGACUCUGUGGUGGCCGAAGGGGACAAGACGAGCAACAUCACGCAACAGCUGGUCAACACCAUCAACAGCUUCACCGAGAGCGUCCCUCUGGAGCUCGGGGAGAAAGUGGAGUUCAGGUCGAACAACUUGGUGGUGGAGGCCCGGAUGUUGAGGUCGGGCGCCAGCGAUGCGGUUUUGUUUCAGCCGCAACUUCAGGACACUUCAGCUUCGAGGAGAAAACGAGAAGUCAACGCAUCUGAGACAAGUCAGGCAAAGGAAUCGUACCUCAAGCUCCCUCCGGCCGUCCUCUCGAUGGCGACUGGCGAGAGCGUGAGGCUGGAAUUCGUGUCCUUCGGGAACGACAAAUUCUUCCGUGGCAGCCGUCCGUUGGGAAUGCCCGUGAUCACCGCACGAAUCACGAACACGACCGUGAAGAACCUGUCCGAGCCGGUGACGUACACGAUCGCCGAAGCCAACACGAACGUAAACGAAUCCCUGUUUCGGCCAUCUUGUGUUUUCUGGGAUGAUGCAGCCCAAGAUUGGUCGAGCGCCGGCAUGGAGACCCAGACGGUGGGCGGAGUCACGACCUGCCACGCCUCCCACCUGACGGCCUUCUCGGUGCUGCUCGACCCGAUGCCCUCCGCUCUGGGUAUUCACGAGAGGAUCCUGUCCAUCAUCACCUACGUCGGGUUGGCGCUCAGCACGGCGGGGCUGGCGGCCACGGUGGCCACGUAUGCCAUCUUCAGGACUUUGAACCGUGAUAGGAGCGGCAAGAUCGUGAUGAACCUCUCCUUGGCGCUGCUGCUUCUCAACUGCGUGUUCUUCAUCACGACGCAAGUGAAGCCGACGUCCAUUGCCUGCACUGCCCUGGGAGCCGCGCUCCACUACCUGGUCCUCGCUGCCUUCGCCUGGAUGUUAGUCGAGGCUGCCAACAUGUACCAGCUGCUCAUCACCGUCUUCGCUUCGGCCGAGACGCACUUCAUGGCCAAGAGAGUGGUCGGAGCCUGGGGAAUUCCCUUGCUGGUGGUCGUGACUGCAUUGGCGGUUGACUACAGAGUUUACCAAGACGAAGUGAGGGAUAUUUGUGUCAUCAACCCGAGGCAUAAUAUUAUUGUGUAUUAUGCUGCGUAUAUGGGACCCAUCUGCUGUGUGCUUGCCGUCAACUGCGUCGUGUUUGUGAUGGUGACCCGCGUGCUUUGCCAGAGGCGCCCUCGGUCCCACAAGCCUCACUCUUCUUCAGUCACCCCUAAAAAGGAAGGCCCCGUGACCCUGGCGCAGGUGCGUGGCGCCGUGACGGUGGUGGCGCUGCUGGGCGUGACGUGGGUCGCGGGCGCCGUCAGCAUCGGGUGGGCGCGCCUCACGCUGCAGUACAUCUUCUGCAUCACCACACCGCUGCAGGGCCUGAUCAUCUUCGUGGUGCGCGUGGCCCAGCACCCCGAGGCGCGCGCUGCCUGGAUAGCCCUGCUGACCACGGGCACGCUGCGCAGGCGCCCUCCGACCACGCACACGCACUCCACGCACUCCUCGGCGCACACGCACUCCACCACCUCGACGCCGCCGCGCAACCACCACUCGUCGGCGCGCACCGUGUCCACGCGCGCCUCGCCGCUCAACUCGGUCAAGAAGUCCUCGUCGGCCGUGCGCAACGGCUCCACGAGGCACGCCAGGGGCGCCAGCAAGAACGGCAGCGUGUACAGGUGCGCCUCCGGCACCACGGACUCGUCCUCCAGGAACUCCGGCAUGGGCACGCUCCUGUCGCGCAUCGUCAGCCGCCUGAACAGCGGCGGCCUCGAGCCCCACGGGUCGCCGAGGGCGGAGCACGGCACGGUGGAGUCCUCGGCCUCCUCCAAGACGGCGCUGCAGACGAUGCCGACGGGCUGCUCGCAGGCGAACCUGUCUCCCCAGCUGUACGAGAGUGAGGCAUUUUUUAGUCAGGCCCUGCUGGACGAGAGCUACUACCAGCACAGCACCAUGAACGGCCACGCGCAGAGGCCGCACUCCCUCGUCAUGCUCCGGACGGAGAGCCACGGAGGCGCGGCCAAGGGCCCGCCCCCCGUCGCGCCGCCGCCCUUCGCCGGCUCCCAGAUCCCCGCCCUCCUGUCGCCGAACCAGCAGCUGCAGACGCUCCUGAAUGCCGGCGUGCCCCCGGCCAUGAUCCCGAGGCGGUCCCUGGGCUCCCUCAUGCUCCUGGGCGAGGGCAAGGAAGGGGACGACUCCUCGUGGCACUUCGUCAGGCCGCCCCCCGACGGCCGCAGCGACCCCAUGGACAACGACUUGGCCUUCGACGAGCGGAACGGCGGCGCCUUGCACGCCCCGACGGCCUUCAGUCGCACAGCCGUCGUGCAGACUUCCAGGAGGCGGGUGACGACGGUGACGGCGGCGACGGAGAGCGGGUGCGUGGUGCUGGCCGGCCAGAGAGUGGCGACCAGGGCUUCCCCGAUCAUCAUGGCCGACGAGGGGAAGGAGGCAAGCCCCUUCUCGGCAUUAAUCAGAGCCAACAGCGAAAUGCAGAUGGGUUCGCCCGCCGUAGACGCAGCGACGCUCCGGCGAACCGCUUCCGUGUACAUGCUGGGCGAAUGGGAGGACCCGAGGUCGUCGCAAGCUUGAGUUCUCGGAGUCCUCAGCAUUCUUAGAAAGUUCAUGUUCUUCAACAUCUGAAAAAAGUUCAAGUUCUAAAACUUCUCCAAGUUCUAAAAGUUCUAAUAGUCCUCCGUGUCCUUCAAGUCCUUCCAGUUCUGAAAAAUUCUUAAGUUCCGUUACCACUUGAAUCCAAAGACUGUGUCCCGCUGACGGGAAACUCACAGAAAAGACAAUACAGAUAAUUGCCUUGUGAGCGGAUGUGUACGUGUGUGUGUGUGUGUGUGCGUUCCUGGUGGUCUUGUUUCCACGCGUACAUGUGUAUGUCUGCGAGACAGAACUUUAUAUAUGAAGUAGAAUAGUUUUUUUUUCUUUGGAGUGUAACAAAGGCAGGUCAUACCAAAAUAACAAAUGUAAACUAGUCAUAAUACUAGAACAAGAUCAUUAGUUUAAAUUGAGUGUCAUUCCAGGAAAGCACAUUUGCAAGUAAUCAGAAAUCGGCAAAAGUGAUUCGAACUUUAAAAUUGACAAGGUGACAAGGUCACAGACAAUAUCGAUUGGGAUUUUAUUUCAUUAAAGGAUAUUUAAAGAAAAAAGAAAAAAAUUUAAAAAGGUGUUAUAAAGAUAGUCAUCGAUGCCGGUGUUGCAUGUUACAAUAUGAAGUUGACUGUACUGUGUUCUGAUUACUUCUGGACUGCCAAGGCUUCGCUGAAAUGCCGAGACCCCUCAUACCUAGUAUUAUUUUUCAAACCAUUUUUAUAGCCAAAUAUGUGAAAUAAUGAGUAUAAGAUUUACUUUAAUACAAACACUCCUAACUCAGUUUUGGCCAUAGCAAUUUUUUUAGUCAUAUUAUAGACGGUAGAGCAGGAACUAUAGUUUGUAAGAUGAAUUAAUGAAAGCCAUAACGUUAUGUAACUUGACUAUAUAGUUGUUGUUACCAUAGACGCCGUCAGGAAACUCAGUAGAUUUUGCUAUUUCACAUUUCGAAUUCAGAUUUUGAGGUCUGUUGUACAUAGAACGUUUUUUUUUUUUGGGGGGGUGGGGAUCUUCAAUGCGAUUUUUGGAGCAGUCUUUUAUACGACUCGUAUUCCUGAUAAAUAUAAAAAAAGACAUUAAAAUACUAAAGAUUUUCAGGGUCAACAACAUAAAAAAGAUUACAUGGUCGCAGCAUGUACCUCUCGUCCCGACUCUGCAGUAAGACUGAGUUUUCACGUGUAUAUGAAUGUAAAUAUAAAUAUAUAUAUAUGUACGUUUGUCUCGUCGUGAGUAUAAUCAAAAGAGUAAACUAAUUCAGUGUGCAUUUUUUUAGCAUCUGACCAGAAACUAGUCUCUGUUAAGCCUGAACAAGAACAUAGUUGUUAAGGCUGAUGAACAUAGUGUGUGUUCCGAGGCAGUAGAGUAUCUAGGCAAUGGUAACGUUUUUUGCGAGAUUUUGCGAGUUUUUGCGAGGUCCCGUAUACACAUGAUAGUAAAUAUUGGGCCUACCUUUGAAUAUUUAUUCGAAACGCCUUGAAAAAAGUAGUGAUGGGAUAAAAAAACAAAAAAGAAGAAAUAUUUAUGGUAAAUAAGAAGUGUAUUUAUUUAAAGAGAGAGAGAAAAAAAACAGAUUAUGUUUAGUGAUAUUUAGUUGUUUUAUAUAAAUAAUGUUUUGUUAUGUUCUGUUGAAGUUAUUGGUGUUCAAUAGCUUUCCACAUUGCCAAGAAAGAACUACUGUGUCCAUAAUUAUAUGAAUAUUCUGCCUAUGAGAAUAUUGUACACAAUAAAUAUUAUGAUACUGGUAA